AUGCUAAGCCUGCACCCCACAGUGGCCUGCCUCGGCACCCCAUUGACGGCCUCCUGCACCCUUGACCCCAGCUGCCUGCAGAUCGGCCAUGCCCGCCCGGGCGAUAUUGUCUGGAGACUGAAUGGAGACACAAGGCAGCUGCCACUGAACCAGAGCAUCGUGGGAAACGGCACAGUCACCGUGGUCACCAUUUUCCGGGCAGAGCAGCCCCAUGGGGAGCUGAGCUGUUACCUGUCUCACCGGAGCAGUAUGCACCGGUUGGGUCUGGCCGAGUACCAGGCUGGAGUCCCGCCAGCAGAGCUACAAGUGGAACAUUGCAUCAGCUUCUGGGGUGGGAACAUCACCUGCUACUGGGACCCUGGGCCGGAGACCUACCUUCCAACCACAUACACCCUCCACAUCACUGAAGAAGCAGGGCGCUGCCUGUGGAUGUUCAGAGAUGCCGGGACGUGCGUCUCCAGCCGAGAGAGCCGUUCCUGCACCAUCCCUGUGGAGAACCUCUUUGCCUCUUUCCGAGUGAGGCUAACAGCCGUGAAUCUGCUGGGCCGGGCCAGCGCCGCAGACAAGUGCGUGCAUGGAAUGAGCAUUGUGAAGCUGAGCCCACCGGAGGUCAGCACCACGGCGGACAGGAGUGACUGCUUCCACGUGGCGUGGUGGCAGCCCAAUGAGGAGCUUCUGCGUGUGACGGACGCGCGGUAUGAGAUCCGGUACCGCGACGUGGACGAAGCAUCCUGGACACAGGUGGAUGUCACAGCCGCAGAGAACGCGCCUGCGUCGAAGGACGUCUGUGGUGUCUCGCCGUUCACCAGCUACUCCAUCCAGGUGCGAGCGCAGUACCAGAGCGACGCCUUCCCCUGGAGCGAUGGGGGCCCCUCUUGGAGCGCCUGGAGCCACGAGAGAUUUGUGAGGACUCUGCCCGCGGCCCCGUCCAGAGGGCCGGCUCUUUGGAGGAGAAUAGCCACGCCCGACUCUGAUGGGAGGAGUGAGAUCAUUCUGAUGUGGAAGCUUGUGGACUUCAGCGUCUGCACUGUUGUAAACCUGGCUUUACAGUUGCUGGACCUAGGUCUCACAGCCAUGCUCAACCUGUCCACGCUCCACUGUGCAGCCCUUCUGACUCAGCCCUUGCAGCCAAAGGAAGCCAACAGCAGAAUCCUGACCUACAGUCUCCGCUGGCAGCGAAAGGGGCAGCCGGCUGUCCUGGCAUGCCUCACCCACUCCCUGCAGUGUGCUCUGGAGCUGCCGGCCUCCGAGGAACACACCUUCUUCCUCACCGCCAGCAAUUCCAUGGGCGAGUCCCCUGCUAGUAAGCUGUCGAUCCCGGCGGUGCAGGCCCAAGCAGUGCUGCUGCCACUGCCAGUCCUGGUCUCGCCGGCGAGCGAUCGCAGCCUUCUCCUGCAAUGGGAUCCCCCGGGCUUCGCUGCAGCAGCCUAUGUCUUCGAGUGGGGCCGGGCGUCUGAGAAUCGGGGGCAGAACAGCAGCUGGAGCUAUGAGCUGGGAAACAUCAGCAGGGUGGUCCUGGCAGAGGCAAUUGAGCCGGGGUAUCUCUACAGCCUGACAAUCUUUGCCCUGAGCGAUGGAGCCGUCCAUGCUGCAGGGUCUGCAAGCGCUUACUCCAAGCAGAUCGCUCCAUUCCGUGCCCCUGCUCUGCAUCCCACCCAUGUCUGGCCAUCCCAGGUGGAGGUGCAGUGGGAGGAGGUCCCAUUGGAGGAGCAAGGUGGCUUCAUCCGGAACUACACCAUCUCCUACGAGGAGCAGGGAAAAGACACCCAGGGUGAGGCACCACCUGGCUUUGUGCUCCAUGCUGGCCGGGCCUGGACUCACCAGCUGGGACUGAGCAGCGGCAUCUCCUGUCUUACAGCCGUGGUGGUGAACGGCUCCGUCCGUCGCUAUCUCAUCGCGGGUCUGGCUCCUGACUCCGUGGUGAGGGUGGGCAUCUCUGUCAGCAACGACGGGGGAAGCACCCAGGGCUCUGUCCUCUCCAUCAGAACCAGAAGCCUUGACGACGGGAAGGUUGAACUGUUGCUGUCCUCCCUGUGUGUGGGGCUAGUCGUCCUGCUCAUAACGGCCACUCUGGUCUGCGUCCUCAAGCACCCCCUAAUACAGGGCUGCCUGUGGCCGCAAGUCCCUGACCCUGCGAAAAGCCACCUGGCCAGCUGGCUGCCACAGAAAAUGUGGCUGGACUUGGGGAACUUCCCAGCGGAGCAGAGCAAGAAGCAGAGAGCGGGGUAUCCCGACUUCCCGUUCUGGGGGGUCUCGGGAAUCAUCUGUGGCCAGCAGGAGGAGGAGGAGAGGAUGUGCAAGUCCUUCCUGGAAUGCACCUGGGCAGCAGAGGCCUCUAGUGCCAGAGAUAAAUACAGGCAGCCUCUCCAGACCAUCCUCCUCCGGGGAGACGUGACUACCCCAGACCAUUCCCAGGCAAGACGCCAAAGCACGCUGGAAUAUUCCACAGUGAUUGUCUGGGCAUAUCCUGGUGAUGCCCCACCAAGUUCUACUGCUCCCUGGCCUCAACCUACCCCUCAGAGCCCAGAUUGCUCUGGCCCCAGCCCAGGGACGCAGAGCACUCAGCCAAAUACUUUGCUGACCUGCUGGCUGGGGAAGCCAUCGGAGGCUGAAUCCCAGGCCCUGAUCCUGCAGCGGCCUCCAGACAAGCCUGUCUCCGCCCAGGAAGCGGCGGCGCUGCCCCCUGGCGGCUGCAGGCGGCUGCGGAGGGCGGUCCGCUCCCAGCCCGGCCCCGCCCCCCCCGAGCCCCGGACUUUAACUCCUCGCCAGGCGGCCGGUCGCUCGCUCGCCCUUCUCCUGCUGCCGGGGGCCAUGUGA
Messenger RNA from Gopherus evgoodei (Goodes thornscrub tortoise), 2817 nucleotides. Its product is annotated as granulocyte colony-stimulating factor receptor-like. The record is from RefSeq and is a predicted model, not a curated record. Gene Ontology annotation, biological process: cytokine-mediated signaling pathway. Lineage: Eukaryota; Metazoa; Chordata; Testudines; Testudinidae. The coding region runs from base 1 to 2817 and encodes 938 amino acids. Gene Ontology annotation, cellular component: external side of plasma membrane. Gene Ontology annotation, molecular function: protein binding; cytokine receptor activity. The transcript has 16 exons.